AGAGGAGUGAGUUUUCAGGCUGCGCCACCACAGCCUGACAGCUAGGUCGAUGCACCAUAGCGAGGACACUCCCCCUCAAUCUCCCGAGACUGUCCUUCCACUUCAGCACUCUCCCUUCAGCACCUCACCUUCAGCACCUCACCGUCAGCUCUCAUACUGAAGAUUACCAUCCAUCUCCUCUUCAAAGUUCACUUCCCGCAGAACUCUAGGGCAAAAUGAAGACAAAACCGGCAGCCCUACUUGUUCCUCUUGUCAUAUUGCCCACUUUCACAACUGCUCUGUACAUUCCAACCGCCGACACAUCAAGCUUGUCAGGAAGAGACACGAUAGACUCGCAACCAAAAGGUAACGUGCCUACCGGCAGUGAACCAACACCAGUUGUCAGAACUUCUCCAUCACAUACCACGAAAAUUCCUCUUCCGCAGACCUCCAACAAGCCAACACCAAGCAUGACAGCACUGCCGGGGAAACCGCAAGAGUACCAGUUCAAAAAAGAAGCCACCAAGAAGCUCGCACAGCUGGCAACAUCUUUGAUCGACUUGAUAGUUCCAGCAGUCAUUCUGUCCACAUCGAGUGGCAUAAUCUGGUAUCUUCACCGGCAUAAUGAUCACAGCGGUUUGAUUGCUGGCGCUGCUGCAUCAGCUGGAGUAGUCAUGCUCAUCCAAGCAGAUGACACAGCAUCACAGCCACUGCUCAUCGCUGCAGCAGCAACAUAUAUCGGCUUUCAUACCGCGUAUUGCAAGGUCGUAGCCAAAAGCCUGGAACACGCGGACGGCUUCAUAGCCGUAACGAUCGUUGUUGCUACAGCAAUGUUGACGGUAUUCGCACACUUGCCGAGUAUCACUAACCUGUGGAAGGAGAGCAGCGGCGUACCCAUGCUGUGGGCCAUCUUCCCACUGCAUAUCAUUUCCGUCUUUUUCAGUUCUUUCACCGUGCGAGUUACCAGGAGGUACCUUGAGUAGAGCAGCAGACAUGCCGUGUCGUCAGGACGUAAAAGUCCAAUUGAGUCUUUGCAUUCUAGCGAAGCGAGGAGUUGGUAAAACAGGCUAUGUUUUCGAACACCGCCCAUGAGUGGGUUCAUUUUAUAAGAUACUGCAUUCGUUUGCAUGAGAGGCGCGUGGGAGCGCUUGCGUUCGACGCGC
Messenger RNA from Macroventuria anomochaeta, 1142 nucleotides. RefSeq lists its product as uncharacterized. Bases 216 to 962 code for a protein of 248 amino acids. Lineage: Eukaryota; Fungi; Ascomycota; Dothideomycetes; Pleosporales; Didymellaceae. The transcript is spliced from 3 exons. The record is from RefSeq and is a predicted model, not a curated record.